This is a messenger RNA of Dromiciops gliroides (monito del monte), 7578 nucleotides long. RefSeq names its product cap binding complex dependent translation initiation factor (gene CTIF). The record is from RefSeq and is a predicted model, not a curated record. The coding region runs from base 457 to 2136 and encodes 559 amino acids. Gene Ontology annotation, biological process: regulation of translational initiation. NCBI's taxonomy places the organism in Eukaryota, Metazoa, Chordata, Mammalia, Microbiotheria, Microbiotheriidae. Gene Ontology annotation, cellular component: cytosol. The transcript has 13 exons. Gene Ontology annotation, molecular function: RNA binding; protein binding; translation activator activity.
CCUCUUUCCCUUCCCUCCCUCCCUCCCCUCUUCUCCUCUACACUGCACCCAAACCCUCACCCCCCAACCCAUCGGGCCGGGACCCAUGAAAUUAAAGGCAGGAAUCUGAUCUUCGGAGCCUCUCUCCCUUCCUCCCUUCCCCCUCCCUCCCCCUUCCCUUCCAACUCAGGCUUGGAGCUGCAGUCAGGGAAAUCGAGAUCCUUUGUGGGAUUUCCAUUGAAUCCUUCUCUGAUUGGACGCUUCAUUCCAUACUAGCUUGGGAGUUCUAUUGGAGGAGAUCCUGUUUCAGGAACUAGACCGCUGUUGCACCCUUCACUCCCCCGGAAGCACUGAGAGUGUUGUCAUCAGACAGCCCAGUGACCUUGACUCAUUCAUCUGUCCCUCCGGGCCUGCUCUGCUGUCUGCUAAGUGAGCCCUCCCUCAGGCUUCCUCCCUCUGGGCUUCUGAGCAGUCGUGAUGGAGAACUCCUCAGCAGCUUCAGCCUCCUCAGAGGCAGGGAGCAGCCGUUCUCAGGAGAUCGAGGAGCUGGAGCGCUUCAUUGACAGCUAUGUGCUGGAGUACCAGGUGCAGGGGCUCCUGACCGACAAGACAGAGGGUGAUGGGGAGAGCGAGAAGACUCAGUCCAACGUCUCGCAGUGGCCUGUGGAUUGCAAUGACCAAUUGGAUGGCAGCUGUUCAUCCUCCCAAGGGAGAGGCCCCUCUCAACAGAAUGGCAACAAAGACAACUCUGUGGACAUGUUGGGGACUGAGAUCUGGGCUGCCAAUACCUUUGAUUCUUUCCGGUGUGGAAAAGGGAAGCUGGAAGAUGGAGAAGGAAUCAACUUGAAUGACAUAGAGAAAGUCCUCCCUGCCUGGCAGGGUUAUCAUCCAAUGCCCCAUGAAGCAGAGAUUGCACAUACAAAGAAAUUAUUCCGACGGAGAAGAAACGAUCGGAGGAGACAACAAAGGCCCCCAGGUGGGAACAAGUCCCAGCAGCAUAGUGACCACCAGCCAGGUAGUGCCAAACACAACAGGGACCACCAGAAAUCCUACCAGGGGGGCCAGGCACCCCACCCCUCAGGGAGGCCCAACCACCAUGGCUACAGCCAGAACCGACGGUGGCACCACAACAACCCGAAACAUCCACCUGGCGACAAGGAGGCUACUACCCACCGCAACAACGCCAAAGAAACGGAGAGCCUGAAGAUCGAGGAUGCCCCCGUAUGCACAGUGCACAUCCCCCUGGACAUGCACCGGAACCCCGAUGCCUCACCAACGGAGAGGUCACCACCCCAGCAGCCUGGAGGCCUGGAGGUGGAGGCCAAACGAAAAGACAGUAUUAUUAAUGAUCGGAUUGGGGAGCGGCCCAAAAUUAACCUGCUCCAGUCUUCCAAAGACAGGCUGAGGCGAAGACUAAAGGAAAAGGUACCGGAAGAAGUAACGGUGAUGCCUCCCAAUCCCCAGAGGAACAAAAUGGACAAGCUGAUAGAGAUCCUGAACAGCAUGAGGAACAACAGCAGUGAUGUGGACACCCAACUCACCACCUUUAUGGAAGAGGCCCAGAACUCCACCAACUCUGAAGAGAUGCUGGGAGAGAUCGUCCGAACCAUCUACCAAAAGGCUGUGACAGACCGGAGUUUUGCCUUCACGGCCGCGAAACUCUGUGACAAAAUGGCCCUGUUCAUGGUGGAAGGGACCAAAUUCCGAAGCCUUCUCCUCAACGUGCUGCAGAAAGACUUCACUAUGCGGGAGGAGCUACAACGCCAAGACGUGGAACGCUGGUUGGGAUUCAUCACUUUUCUCUGCGAGGUUUUUGGCACCAUGCGCAGCAGUACUGGUGAACCAUUCCGUGUCCUUGUCUGUCCCAUCUACACCUGCCUCAGGGAGUUGUUGCAAUCUCAGGAUGUGAAGGAAGAUGCAGUACUUUGCUGUUCCAUGGAGCUGCAGAGCACAGGUCGACUUCUGGAAGAGCAGCUGCCUGAAAUGAUGACGGAGCUCUUGGCCAGUGCCCGGGACAAGAUGCUGUGCCCCUCAGAGUCCAUGCUGACACGAUCGCUGCUUCUCGAGGUCAUCGAGCUGCAUGCCAACAACUGGAACCCCUUGACACCCACCAUCACCCAGUACUACAACAAAACUAUCCAGAAACUGACAGCCUGAGGAGGCAGGGUGGGGUGGGCCGGGAGGGCUGGCAGGCCGGGGGGGCCCCAAGGAGGGCAGGGAACAGGAAGGAACAGGACAGGACAGGACCAGGAGGAAAGGGGAUGGCCGCAGUAGGAGAAAGACCACGCACCUUAAAUAAAGCAGAAAGGCAGGGCAGACAGGCCCGAUGACAAAUCCAGAGAGGGAAGGGAGAAAAGCCCUGAGGAUUCAGUACCUAAGAGGAGCCACCACCCCCUGCUCCAUGCAUGCGGCAGUACACAUCCAUAAAGGAUGCAUGUCUCUUUUUAGCAGGGGCCCCCUGCCAUCUCCCUCCCUAUUUUCUUGAUUCCUUGUCCCCCAGUUCCCCUACCCCUUCCCAACUCCAUACACACGCAUCCCCUGCAGGGUUUCUGCUGGAGGGGGUUCAUUCUUGUGACUCCAUCGCAGCCGUGACAGACGCUCACUCACCCUGGGACACCAUUUGGGUCAGAAAGGACCACAGAGGGUUGAAAACAGGCGUCCGAGUCUGGUCUGCUAUUGUUUUCCACCCCACCCCACCCCCACUCCCCAUUAUGUCAGUUUGCAGUAACCAACUGGUGGAGGCGACACAUGGCAGAUGUCUUGGGAGGACAAAAGAACACAAGAUCCGCACCAGACGCUUAUAAUUGACGACUUUUGUCCUGCAGGGCUUAGUUGGGGUAGGGCUUGGGGGGUCCCCCCCCCCAGCCCCUCACCCUUCACCGGACUGACUUCAGAUGUCUUCCCUUUAACUCCUGAGAUGCAGGAGGAGGAGGGAUGUUUGCAGUUGUAUUUGCACUCUUGGGAGGCUGUUUUUAUAAAAAGCCAGCGACUUUGAAGUCUCUUUUCUCUGUGAGGACAGCCUCAGUGAACACUCUGUAAGGACGCCCUGAGCAGCAGGCAGGGGGGCAGACCUGGGGGAGGAGGUAGGGGGUGGGGCAUGGUCCAAGCCACAUAGUUGUAGUAGCCAUUUAAGAUAAUCAGAUACUUCUGGUCCAUCAGGGGCUUCCUCCGAGAAACCUUUGUUAUGCCAUCCAUGUUAUGCCUCCCCAAGUUCUGCACUGGGGUCCUUAGCUCUAUAUCCAUAGGAUUGCUCAGCUAACUUGGCCCUAGCCCCAGAGGACCUUGGGAAAUACAAGGAAAAGAGACUAGUAAACAGGGUGGAUAAAAAAGCCUCGAGGUAUUUGCAGGCUCAAAAGGAUGCAUCUCCACUAGUAUAAGGGCCUCAGGCUACAAGAAGAAUAGCAUUGCCCAGGGUACUGAUCUGACCAGCCCCUGUCUUAACUGAUUGGGGCUACAUCAUGAUACCCCAUUUCUCUUCUAUGGAAGGAAGCCCCCUAACAAGAUCAGAAGCCAGCCCAGACAGGCCAAGCACCCACUGGAGCAUAGUGUUAUUAGGGAGAAGAUGAAAGUGGGUACUUCAGGAUGGAGAUAAUCCAAAGCCAAUGUCGCAAUCAGUGUUAGUGAUGGAGACAGGUUUCUGAGACUCAGCUGGAAUCACCUGUAUUAAUAGCCUGUUUUUCUCCACAAAACCCUGUCCUAACCUCCUCCCACCCCACCUGCUCCCCAUACCUCUGCCUGGCUCAUCAAGUUCAAUACAGUACAUACUGUUUUGAGUAACAGUAACAGGGACCAGAUAGAGAAAUCUCACAGAUGGACUUGGGCCUGUUUCUUGGAAGCCAGGAAGGUUGUCUAGGACAACCCUAGUUAAACAUUUUCGAUGGGCGGCUGCACAGCUCACUUUCUGGGUAAAGGAGACCCGAACAGGGACCAGGAAAUGAUGUCAGUUUUCAGCAGCUUCCUUCUUUGCUCCGUUAUUAAGGUUUGCCAUUCACUAAAUCAUCCAGCUGCUCAGGCCAAAAGCCUAGUAGACCUGAUGAAUGAGAUUUUCUCUUUUUUCUUGUCCAGAGCUAAUGAGAGUAAGAGAUUAGGAAAGGAAAGGCAGUCUCUGUACCAGCCCCACUGUGAUGAAACCUCAGAGUCACUUUCCCAGGCAAGAGAAUUUAUACCUACCUGAGGGAGAGGAGAAACAUUCCCCCAGGUCCACUCCCUGGCAGAUGAUUUUGCAUGCCCGUUCCCUGAAAACAAGCCCACCCCCCAUAUGAGAAGAGUAGAGAUCCUCCCCCAGCCCUGGGGUUCUCAGAUUGUAUCACAGGACCUAGCUAAUGAGGCAACUGUCCUACCACCACAUGCACCUUCAUGUCUUUUUUCUCCCUCAGUCAUUUUUUUUCUCACCCACCUCCCAUUCUUUUCUCUUUUCUUAUAACCUUUCUUUCUCUCCUAUCCCCCAAUUCCUUAAGCCUGCCACUGCUCCCCGGGGACUCACUCAGCCCUAAUGAGGGCCUGUGAUGUAAAAGGCUUGCCAGCUCUUGGCCUAGGUUGUUCAGAAUAUCUAUAGAAGGCCAGAAAAAAGAGACCUAAUGCACUCAGCCAGUCCUGGUCAGGAGAGACCAGUAAAAGGCAGACACCUGCUGAGCCACCCAAUGUGAAGUAAUCAAAGGAGACCUUCUAAAGCUACAGAUAGGUGUGAAGAGAGUGGAUCUGGUCCCAAAGCUCUGGUAAAGACCAGGGGGAAUAGCUAGAUGUGAAUCACCUAAGAGCUAUGGGGUCAGAGAGGAAGAAGGGGAGUGUUGGAACUGAGGGAAGAAGGGGAUGGGCAGUGUGAAGCCAAGGCAAGGAGUUGCAGCGUGUAUAGGAGGGCUUUCUCAAACGACCUUUUCAUGGACAAGGUGCCCUCCAGGAGCUCUAGAGGCCUGUCCCCGUGGGCAGGGCAAUGAGCUCUUUGAAGGGUCCCCAAUAGGGCCAUGAGGCUGGCUUCCUCCAGUUCUACUGCACUAACCUUGUGAGCCAGGCUCCACUCUCAUGGCGAUAGUGUGGAAGAAGGAAAAUAUUAUACAUAUAUACAUAUAUGCAUAUAAAUAUAUUUUUAACUACAUAUUGUGUCAUGGUGGCUUCUGGCAUACGGUUUACACAGGUCAAUGUGUUGCUUUAAAGUGCUUCCUGGCCAAUUGAAAUAACCAUUUAAGCCGUUUUCUAUAUCUAGUUGCUGCUACUUUUACAGACUUGUGAAAAGUGCUUCAGAGAUUUAAAAUAAUAAUAAUAAUAAUAAGCCUAAACUCUGGGGAGCCAUCCUAAGGGGGUGAGAACAUGGAUAGGUCUAAGCAUCCCUCUGCCCAGCCUCAGAGAGCCCUGAAGUCCCCAGCCCUGAACCUGAGGCCAUUUCUGGCCUUCACCUGGUGAGCUGUGGUAGGCCCAGUUUGACCCCUGAAUGUAUUCAAGGGAACCUCUAAACAGAGGCAGCUGGAACGCUUCUUUCUAAGGCUUCGAAUUCAUCCCCAAUUGACCACAACUUUCUGAGAACGUUUAUGAAGCCAAGCCACACCUCCCAGUGGUCAUUUGAUUGAAGCACUUUUCCCCAGUGGGCCAGCCAACUGAGGGUCAGCUUUUAUCAUGGUUUUCCUUCAAGAGAGAUGAGAUUGCCUGCUAGCUGGAGUCUUGGGCAGUAGGCUGAAUGGUUUCAGUCCAUUUCUUUGUACUGCAGCCCAAAGCAACUCCUAACCUUCACUAAGUAAGACCAGAGACCCCCUGAGACACUGGAAACCCACCUUCCUCUGGAAUUCCUCUCCAGUUAAUUCAGUCUGCCUGUAUUUGUCUUUCUGUCAGCUGCUUUGUAAACUUAUAGUUUGGGGAUUGUCCUGUCCGUGUAAAUGUACUUGUUGGCCAAGGUGGUAUUUAUUUCUUAUUUUUAUUUUAUUUUAUUUUUCUAAGGGAUGGGAGAGCCUAGAAAUAUGUCACUUACUGAUCAUGCUUGGGAAAAUCUGCAAGAGGCAGAACCCCAGAUACCAAGGCCACCAGCCAGGGCCUACAUCAUGACGAGGGGCAGUGGGGAGGAGCCCCAAGUCUGGUCAGAAGUUUUAUCUGGCAGCAGGAACUAGUUACCUCUUCUCUUAUGAACCAACUGUCUCCACUUCAAGCCAUGGGGGAGGAGGGAAGGGAUUGACAGUGGGGAGGGAGAAUCAUCUGCCUGAUCUAAGAUGUCUUAUGUUAGGAGAACUGAGAAGGAAAGUGCACAGAGGCCAAGAGAUGGGCAUGUUCCCCUCUGCUGUAAGCAUUUAUACAGGUAGUCCUGAGGGCCCAUACCUCCCAGAAGUAUAUCAGUCAUCCCAGCAGGACCCAUCUCUGGGGGUUUAAAAGAUCCCUGUUAAAACUUCUUUGUCAACCUUAGGCACACAAUGGAUGACCUCUUUCUUGAUAUGCACCUCUUUUGAGCUGGACUCCUGGUACCAGUGGGUUUAGUAAUAAUGAAUCAAAAUCCUACCCUUAGACGUGUGUUUAUGUGCCGAAGAAGGGAUCUCUUCCCCCAAACAUUCAAACACAUCUAUCGGCAUUAGUGAGGACCUCAGGCGAGAUAUUGCUGAAGACUCAGGGUGGCUCAGAUUUACAGUAGCUGGUUUCAGUGUAGUUGGGGGGGACUUCUGGGUAGGCCAGAGGUCGAAUGCCAGGGUGAUGGGCAAAGGACAGGGCACAGGGGAGAGAGAGAAUCCAUAUGUGAAUAACCAAGCCAGAGACGGGCUGCAGAGCGACAAGCUGUCAGCAGAAAGUCUGCCGGGCACAGGAUUAGAUUGGUUCAGUUAAUGGGGAAGAAUUCCCAGACAGAAGGUUUGUGUUUCCUCACAGUCACUUGGCCCGUGUUUUUCCCCAAAAUAAUGUUCCUAUGCAGGCAAGUAGAAGAAGCUCAUCUGAGGAAGGCGAUGAUUCCAAAGGAAGGGAAUGAACUGAACUGAGGUGCUUGGGAGGGCAAGUGGUUGGUUCUCCAGCUCCAAGCAGAUAAGUCUGCAAAGGCUGAUCAUCCCCCAAAGGACUGGCCAUUUAUUUUCUUACAAUGACAUAUACUUUAUUUUUGCAACAACCCUCACACAGCAGGGCUCUGGAGAAACCUGCCUGGUCAGAGCUUCCCCCUCUGGGCUUACACUCAGUCUGGGACUUAACUGCUUGCCCCCUAAUUUCAUAGGGCUGGUCACCGGGGGCAUCCCCCCCGACUCCUGUCCAAGAUGCCCCAUGGGAAAGGAGGCAAGGAAACAGCUUCUAGGGAGGGCAGAGAAGGGCCCAACUUCCUCUAAUCCAACCAUGGAAUUGUGCACAUAAGAGAAGAUAGGGAAGAAUAUAAUAUCUCUAUAUAUUUAUUGUGUUGGAGAAGAUAACAUUUUAAUUUAAUCAUUGAUCAUAUUUGUUAAACUAAACGUUUUUGGUUUUUUUGCAAGAAAAGGCAAGGGGUGGGGUGGGGAGGACAGGGAAGCUGUUACAUAAGGGCCUGGGGAAGGGCGAAUCUCGUUGAGGACUUCCGACACUGAGACAGAGACAAGACCGUUCUGAAACACUGUAUGCUAUGAAAUACAUUGUCUGAGUAAUAAAUGUUUCAACCCUGACAUUUCACCACCCCUA